CUCCGGAGAGCGGCUGAGCUCAGAGCUGCGCUCAAGCCUCCGUCACUUUUUGGAACUUUAGCUCUAAAAACCUAACUAUUCUGGGUUAUUCGGACAUAUUCUUCUCCUGACACAUUUCUUAGGCUUUAAUACUGACGCGGAGUUUGUUUGAUCGGCCUCAUUUUCUGGACAGGAAGUUUGGACAGAAAAAACUGCUAGCGGCUAACGAUUUUUGGUUCUAGACUGGACUUAGUUUGAGCUGUCCUCACUGUGAAUGUGGCCUGAGACACAAAGACAUGGAGAAGAAGCCGGACCUACUGUAUCUUGAGCAGAAGACCACACAGUCACUCCAUAACCGGUUCUCUGAGGUCUUGUUGGAGCAGAUGACUCAGAGGAAGGUUCUGUUUAAGGGGAAUAAAAAGCUGAUGUUUCUGCGCCCCCAGAACAUCCCCAGAUCUCAGGGGACCUCUCCAAAGGGCAGUGUCUGGACUCGGAUUGGCUGGAAGAGUCCCUGGAAGCGUGGUGUCUGGAACUUUAGGAACAAAUACCAACAUGGCAUCCGCUUUAACCCUGUCCACAAAACCGGCUUCAACUCUGUCCCCAGGAGCAGGUUUAGCUCUGCCCCCAGGAGCAGGUUUCUCUCGGUGCCAAAGUCUCAGUUCAGCCUCGGCCCAAAAACGGGCACUCUGAGAGGAGUCCUGAGGAGGAGACUUCAGGGACGCGUUCGUUUGUUUAAAGCAAAGUCUGUGCAGAGCCGUCGAUGGGCGGGACCAAAGGGGAGGAGCCUGCAGAAAAAGGCAGUGCCCUCUAAGAAGCAGCUGGACGCGGAACUGGACCAUUACAUGUCCAAGACCAAGAGCCGUUUGGACGCAGAUCUGGACCGAUACAUGUCCCUAUCUCGCAAUCGACUCGACGCUCAGCUCGAUGAGUAUAUGGCCAUGGCAGGAGACGGCUCCCUAUGGCAGUGACACAGGUGCAGCUGAACCAGGACUGAACCACGAGAACUGAACCAGGACUAAAACAUGACUAAACCAGGAGGACUAAACCACUGACUAAGCAAGGACUAAACGAGGACCAAGUCAUGACUUUUUCUCUCAGGGCAGGUGUGUGUUUCAUUUAAGGGGUUUUUAUUUUCAGUUUUUUAUGUUACGCAUGUACGCAUUUAUGUGCAGUCUGGUUCUGUUGUUCCUGUUUGAUUCUCUAACCUGCUUCAUUUACUUCUGAUGCCCUCCCAUGCCCUUUCGUUUUGGGUUUGAGACACAAGGACCUUAAACCUCAGUGGUGUUCAAACUUCAGUUUUAUUUCAACAGGAAACUCUUUGGUUUUUGGUCAGUUGUCACUCAAUUGUACUUUAACCUCCCAGAUAGAAAGAUGUGGAAGCACUUUGAGUUCAUAUUUUGAGUUCAUAUUAAACCAGGAGACUAUUGUUUUAGGUUGAGCACUUUUCAAAUGAAUAAAUCAUAAAUGUGUAAAAGACAAAAGAAAAAUUGUGAAGUUUAAGUUUUUCUGGGGAAUGUUCAGAUUCAAAUUUGUCUGUUUUAAAAUAAACCUGUUGUAAUUUACCCCAGUCACUGUGAUUUUGUUAAUCUGGAUUCUGUUAAUGCGGCUGUGCU
Molecule: messenger RNA, 1592 nt
Organism: Boleophthalmus pectinirostris (great blue-spotted mudskipper)
Lineage: Eukaryota; Metazoa; Chordata; Actinopteri; Gobiiformes; Gobiidae
Exons: 6
Coding region: 276-947 (223 amino acids)
Source: RefSeq, a predicted model, not a curated record